Theobroma cacao (cacao) is the source of this 2163-nucleotide messenger RNA. RefSeq names its product Transmembrane CLPTM1 family protein. The record is from RefSeq and is a predicted model, not a curated record. Gene Ontology annotation, cellular component: endomembrane system; membrane. Lineage: Eukaryota; Viridiplantae; Streptophyta; Magnoliopsida; Malvales; Malvaceae.
AAACAAAAAUAUCUCUCUCUCUCUCCCCCACUUAUAGCCUUUGUAUUGUUUUGGUUUCGCCUACAAAGCAACAGCCUUCUUUUUCUUGAAGCUCUUAGAAACCCCAUCUGAGGGAGUGACAAGUUAAGAAGAAGAUGGCGCCGCCAGCAGCAGCGGCCGGAGGAGGACAGCAACCGCGGCAGCAGCAACAGCAAGGUGGAUUUGGACAGACCAUAACUGGAAUCAUAAGGAUCGCCGUCUUUUGGUACUUCGCUUCCAAAUUCUUCUCUCCAAAGAAGCCCGCCGACCCUUCUCACCUCAUCUCCAAUCUCUUCCAGAAGGGCGAGCCCCUGGAUAUGUGGUUAUAUCUGUCUGAGCACGAAAAAUUCAAUGACUUUGGGAACGAAGCUUCUCUUGUAUGGCAUGAAACUAAUAUUCCUUAUGCCACUUGGGGUCCUGAAAGCACCCGUACUCUUUCUUUGAAGUACCAUCCGUCUGAGGCCUUGAAAAACAAUGGCAGUCUCUAUGCCCACGUUUUCUUUGCACGCUUGGGUUACCCUGUAGAUCCAAAUGACCCUGAAUACCAGCCUCAAUCUGGCUUUGGGCGGACUUACUCUGUUGUGACAUAUUUGCCCAAGUCAAGAUCAGAGAAGAGGAAGAGUCUUCUCGGAAACUCCAAAGAUGAUGAAGGGGUUGAACCAGUGGCUAUGGUGGCUGAUAAUGCUGAAGCUGACUCUAAAGAUGAUGGCCCUGUUGAGUGGGUUGCUUAUUGGAAACCAAAUAUUACUAUUAACUUGGUUGAAGAUUUCACACGAUAUGGGCAUAAUGCUGUACCACCAAAUGUUGCUCCUUACUUAAAUAUUGAGCCUAGUACAGGAAAUUACUACCCAACCAUCUUCUUUAAUGAAUUUUGGUUACUUAGAGAUAAGCUUAUUGCAAUCAAUGAAUCAGUGACAGAAUUGCCUCUUAAUUUGGGGGUUGGCCCCAUAAGCAUGAUGAAGUGGCAACUAUUCCUGCAGAUUGACCAGUCAUUCCAAAUCCAUCGUAGUUAUGGAAGCAUGCUUGAAGGCGAGGCUGAUGAACUGAAGAGGGUCUUCUUGGAAGGAAAUCCUUACUUGCUGGUGAUCACAAUGAUCGUUUCUUUGCUUCAUUCUGUGUUCGACUUCUUGGCUUUCAAGAAUGAUAUCCAAUUUUGGAACAAAAAUAAGUCUAUGGAAGGACUGUCUGCAAAGUCUGUUGUUGUGAGCUUUUUGUGUCAGUUCAUUGUUUUCCUCUAUCUACUUGAUAAUGAGACCUCAUGGAUGAUACUGGCAAGCUCUGGAGUUGGUUGCUGCAUCGAAUUUUGGAAAAUCGGGAAAGCAAUGCACAUAGAGAUUGAUAGAAGUGGAAAGAUACCUAUGUUGAGGUUCCGAGAUCGUGACUCAUAUGCGAGCAAUAAAACUAAGGAAUAUGAUGAUCUAGCGAUGAAGUAUUUGUCCUAUGUGCUCUUCUUCCUUGUUGCAUGCUUUUCUGUUUAUUCCCUUAUGUAUGAGCGCCAUAAGAGCUGGUAUUCUUGGAUUCUCUCUUCACUCACAAGCUGUGUAUACAUGUUUGGUUUUAUCAUGAUGUGCCCUCAACUGUUCAUAAACUAUAAGCUUAAGUCUGUGGCUCAUUUACCCUGGAGGCAGAUGACAUACAAGUUCCUCAACACCAUCAUUGAUGAUCUCUUUGCAUUCGUCAUAAAAAUGCCUACACUUCAUAGGCUUUCUGUCUUCCGUGAUGAUCUUAUAUUUAUGAUCUAUCUGUACCAAAGGUGGGUAUACCCUGUGGAUAAGAAACGUAUAAAUGAAUUCGGCUUUGGAGGUGAGGAUGAUCAGGCAUCUGGCAGUACAGAUGUGACUACCACUACUAGUAAUGAAGAAGACAAGAAAACGAACUGAGAGCUUUGUUUUUGUUUUUGUUUUUGUUUUGUUUUCUAUCAAUUAGUUUAGCUUUCUUUAGCAACCCUUUUUGUUUUUGUUAUUUUUGGGGAUGUAAUUCAAAUAGUGUUGGCUUUUUUGUUUUAGAAAGUAAUGUUGGAAAAUUAUAGCAGACAGGCUUGGUUAUAGGGCCAUUGCUUCGGUCUCAUAUUUGUGAGCUAACAUGGUUGUACUGUGUAUCAACAUCAGUUACAAUUUCCUAAUUUUCUUGGCCUUUUAACGCUUA